GUCAUAAUAAUAAUACGGUUUUCCAAGUUUUUCUAUUGAAAUCGAAAGCUAAAAACCAAAACAAUCGGUAUUAAAUGUAAUAUGCUGAAAGCUUUGAACAGGAAAUCCUUCCUUACGCUUUAUUUAUCCGUUCUGCGUCCUUGUUUUGUCAUGGCAGACGCUAAUUUAGCUACAUCUUCAGUAUGCGGCAGUGGCAGUGCCGACGCAGACAAAUACUCAGUGGCUUAUGUGACGGUGCCAAACAAUGAGGUAGCAAAGACCCUGGCUCACGGGCUAGUGAAGCAGCAACUGGCAGCCUGCGUGAACAUCAUCCCUCAAAUCACCUCGGUGUACAUGUGGAAAGGAGAGAUUAAUGAGGAUAGUGAGCUGCUGCUAAUGAUCAAGACAAGAACAUCUCAAGUAGACCAGCUGACAACCUAUGUACGCUCCAACCACCCAUAUGAGGUGUGUGAAGUUAUAUCCUUACCUAUUAAGAAUGGAAACCCACCAUAUCUCAAGUGGAUUGCGGAGACAGUGCCAGAAACUGAAACUAAGGUCUGUCAGAAGAAAUAAUUAAAGUAUUUAGCGUACUAUUCUUUGUAAUAAGUUUCCAUAUAAAAUGAGUUUAACUAUGUAAUGGUUUGUACAUUUGGUUAAUAAUUAAGAACACCUAUUAAAUAAGUACAAGCAUCUAUUUGGUAGGUAUUUCGUUGUGUGAAGUUGUAGU
Molecule: messenger RNA, 706 nt
Organism: Cydia splendana
Lineage: Eukaryota; Metazoa; Arthropoda; Insecta; Lepidoptera; Tortricidae
Product: protein CutA homolog
Exons: 3
Coding region: 82-552 (156 amino acids)
Biological process (GO): response to metal ion
Molecular function (GO): copper ion binding
Source: RefSeq, a predicted model, not a curated record